AUGUAUGAGCAAAAUAUCUCUUACGUCUAUCUCCUGGGAUUUCCAAAUCUUAACAACUUUAACAGUUUACUGUUCUUGUUCGUGCUCUUCACAUACUUUGUCACCAUAUGUGGUAACGUUAUUAUCAUUUUUCUAGUUUCAAUGAGCAACAGUCUCCACUCUCCUAUGUAUUACUUCAUCACAUUAAUAUCUUUACUGGAUAUCCUGAUGACCACGGACAUUGUCCCUAACUUGUUGCACAUUGUCCUGCAUGGUGGUGGCUCCAUGUCUCUUGCUGCCUGUAUAGCACAGUUGUAUGUAUUUGCUAAUAUAGAGACAUCAGAAUGUCUAUUUCUCAUGGUGAUGUCUUAUGACCGAUAUGUGGCUAUCUGUAACCCACUGAGAUAUAACGCUAUAAUCAACAAAGCAUUUUGUGUGAAAUCUGUCAUUGCAUCAUGGUCACUAAGUUUCUUGUUGAUGUUAAUAAGUGAAGUAUAUAUUUGUAAAUUAGACUUCUGUGGACCAAACGUGAUUGACCAUUUCUUCUGUGAUUUUCAUCCUGUUCUAGAGCUUUCUUGUUCAGAUACUUCACUUAUUCAAAUCCAAGUAUCUUUAUCUGGUAUUGUUUUUGUCAUCUGUCCAUUCACAGCGAUUAUUGUGUCUUAUGUUUUUAUCAUCACCACCAUCCUAAACAUCCGCUCCAACAGUGGGAGACAGAAAGCCUUCUCCACCUGCAGCUCCCACCUGACUGUUGUGUGUAUAUUUUUUGGCACUCUCCUUUCUGUGUAUAUGGUUCCAAACAAAGGACUUAAUUUGGGUGCCAGCAAGGUAUUAUCUCUGCUUUAUACUGUGGUGACACCACUGCUUAAUCCAUUCAUAUACAGUCUGAGGAACAAAGACUUCAAGGGAGCUUUUGAAAAAAAUAUAUAUAAUUUUAAUUAG
Messenger RNA from Pseudophryne corroboree (corroboree frog), 921 nucleotides. Its product is annotated as olfactory receptor 11L1-like. Gene Ontology annotation, cellular component: membrane. Bases 1 to 921 code for a protein of 306 amino acids. Gene Ontology annotation, molecular function: G protein-coupled receptor activity; olfactory receptor activity. The transcript has a single exon. Lineage: Eukaryota; Metazoa; Chordata; Amphibia; Anura; Myobatrachidae. The record is from RefSeq and is a predicted model, not a curated record. Gene Ontology annotation, biological process: G protein-coupled receptor signaling pathway.